UAUGAUAACAGUGAACAAAACCCUACCAAAACUUCGUAGCGAAAUAUUACGUACUGAAAAAUUGAGUAUACCGCUAAAGCUCCAUAAAUUACUGCAAGAAAAUUAUGACAAUUAAAAGUAACCCAUGAAUUUUGACGUCUGCAAGGUUCCGUACACGAAACUACUCCAUUAAUGCAGAUUAUUUCUCGGUGUAAAGUUGACUUUAAUUCUAAAAAUCGAUGAUGAUUGAACGGAACGUCAUCAGUUUCAUCAAUAAAUUUAAAUCACUGGAUGUUUUCACCAAGCCUUUGGAGGAUUUCCAGGAAAAAACCCUCUAUGGUGGUCUAGUUACCAUAUUAUGUUGGAUAACCAUUCUGUAUUUGACGUUUUGGGAAUUCGUUGAUUACCUCCAGCCGGCCUGGAAUGAAGAGAUAUUUGUGGAUGUUUCCGGUGUCUCGAAAUUACAAAUCAAUUUGGAUAUCGUGGUGUCGUCUAUUUCAUGCGAAUAUUUAGCCCUAGAUGCGGUUGAUACUUCCGGUGAUCAGCACUUACACAUUGACUAUAAUAUUUAUAAGCGCAGAUUGGAUUUAAAUGGUGUUCCCAUCGAACCUCCUCAAAAAGAAAGUUUAAAGCCUGUGAAUAAAACAACCCCAGCAAUAUCUAGUGCACAGAAUUCAACUGAAUGUGGAAGUUGCUAUGGUGCCGGAGAAGAGGGCCAAUGUUGUAAUACUUGUAUGGAGGUAAAAGAAGCAUACAGGAAGAAAAAAUGGAUCUUUAAACCGGACCAGUUUACUCAGUGUAAACCUGAACUCAGCUCCAAUACCACUAUAUUCAAAGAAGGAUGUCAAUUAUAUGGAACUAUGGAAGUGAACAGGGUAGGAGGCAGUUUCCAUAUAGCUCCCGGUCAAAGUUUCUCCAUCAGUCAUAUACAUGUUCACGACGUUCAACCUUAUGCAUCGCAUAUGUUCAAUACAACUCAUCACAUCAGACAUUUAUCUUUCGGCAAAAAAAUAACCAAAACAGAUGGCACCAUACAAGUUACCCCUUUGGAUGGUCAUACCGGAUUAGCGAAGGAAGGUGCGAUGAUGUUUAAUUACUACAUCAAGUUGAUUCCAACUGUGAUAGAGAGAAUGGAUGGAUAUUUCUUCUACACGAACCAAUUUUCAGUUACGAAAUUCGAAAAACAUUUGUCAAUUACCGAAGGGGAUUCCGGUAUGCCUGGAAUAUUUUUCAGCUACGAAUUGUCUCCGUUGAUGGUCAAGAGAGUGGAACAACGAAAGUCGCUGAGUCAUCUCAUCAUGACAAUUUUGAGUUACGUCAGUGGAGUUUACAUCGCUGCCUUACUAGUCGAUUCGUUCGUUCAUAAAACGGUAAAAUAUGUGCAAAAAUUGGAAAUUGGCAAGCAAAGUUGAUUAUUCAAGAUAUACCACGGGUCUCGCACUAUGUUCUCUUUACUAUGCAUUUACUAAUUUUACAGUAUUUUUGGUCGAACUAAGUAUAAUCAUGAAUUAUUAUGUAUAUAGCAUGCUUAUGGAUGCUGUAGCGCAGUCAUACUACUAUUUUGUUCAAUAUUUAUCAUUUAAAGGAUCGAUGCAAUGUUUCGAUCUCGUUUAAAAAUGCGUUUAUUUUGGAUUUUGUGAUUUUUUUUUUUUUAUAGAUAAAAUGCAUUACACAUUUUAAUGUGUAUUCAGUUCAGAUCUCAGAUCUCCUAUAAUUUAAUGUAUAAUAUUGUAUUCAUUUUUGAGAAAGUUUAAUUGUAGAAGUUUAAAAAAUGAGAUUUACUAAUCUUCAUAUGUAAUUAUAUACAAUUUUUUUCAUUAAGAAUUCAAUGCAAAUAAUUCGUGUUUGCAAGUUGCAACAUGGUACUCUCAUUUUGUGUAAUUUUCGAAAAUGGUUUUCGUUAUGAAAAUGUCUCAAUUUACCUACUGUCUCGGCAGUUUUGUUCUCUUAUUCUGUUCACGCACAAAAAAACGAGGAUUAGUACAUGUUUGUAGUAUGUAGUUAUUUAUUAAAAUUGUUGUGAAUUA
Planococcus citri (citrus mealybug) is the source of this 2006-nucleotide messenger RNA. RefSeq names its product endoplasmic reticulum-Golgi intermediate compartment protein 3. The record is from RefSeq and is a predicted model, not a curated record. Gene Ontology annotation, cellular component: COPII-coated ER to Golgi transport vesicle; endoplasmic reticulum membrane; endoplasmic reticulum. The transcript has 11 exons. Gene Ontology annotation, biological process: endoplasmic reticulum to Golgi vesicle-mediated transport; retrograde vesicle-mediated transport, Golgi to endoplasmic reticulum. NCBI's taxonomy places the organism in Eukaryota, Metazoa, Arthropoda, Insecta, Hemiptera, Pseudococcidae. The coding region runs from base 219 to 1391 and encodes 390 amino acids.